AUGGACGAGGAUCAACUUCUUGACUACGAAGACGAGCAGGAGGAUAUCCAAGACAAACCGGAAGUUGCCGCCGGAGAUGCCAAAAAAACUAAGGGAACUUAUGCGUCCAUCCACAGCAGCGGUUUCCGCGACUUCCUUUUGAAGCCGGAGAUUCUUCGCGCUAUUGGAGAUUGUGGAUUUGAGCAUCCAUCGGAAGUUCAACACGAGUGCAUUCCGCAGGCCAUUCUCGGCAUGGACGUUGUUUGUCAGGCAAAGUCUGGAAUGGGUAAGACCGCGGUCUUCGUGAUCGCUACUUUGCAACAACUGGAGCCGGUUGAUGGAGACAUCUCUGUUGUCUGCAUGUGCCAUACUCGCGAAUUGGCGUUCCAAAUCUCCAAAGAAUACGAACGAUUCAGUAAAUACCUUCCUGGUAUCAAGGUUGCUGUAUUCUUUGGUGGAAUGCCAAUCAAGAAGGAUGAGGAGCGUCUGGCCAAUGAUUGCCCCCAUAUUGUUGUAGGAACUCCUGGCCGUAUGCUCGCUCUCGCGAGGUCUGGCAAGAUGAAACUCGACAAGGUCAAAUAUUUUGUUCUUGACGAAUGCGACAAGAUGAUUGGAGAUGCCGAUAUGCGCAGGGAUGUUCAAGAAAUUGUGAAACUCACGCCUCAAGAGAAGCAAGUUAUGAUGUUCUCCGCCACUCUGCCGAAGGAGCUUCGAAUUGUGUGCAAAAAAUUCAUGCAAGAUCCAAUGGAAGUUUAUGUUGAUGACGAGGCGAAACUCACACUUCACGGACUUCAACAACACUACGUCAAGCUUAAGGAGGCUGAGAAGACCCGCAAACUUUUGGAGUUGCUUGACGCUUUGGAGUUCAACCAGGUCGUCAUUUUUGUGAAGGCUGUGAGAAGAUGCGAGGCUCUUCAUCAGCUUCUCACCGAGCAGAACUUCCCAUCGAUUGCUAUUCAUCGUCAAAUGCCACAGGAGGAGCGUUUGUCGAGAUACCAAGCAUUCAAGGAUUUCCAGAAGCGAAUUCUUGUCGCCACCGACUUGUUCGGACGUGGAAUGGAUAUUGAGCGUGUGAAUAUUGUCUUCAAUUACGACAUGCCGGAGGAUUCUGACUCUUACUUGCACAGAGUUGCUCGCGCUGGACGCUUCGGAACCAAGGGAUUGGCUAUCACGUUCGUUUCGGACGAGAGCGAUGCCAAGACGCUAAACAGCGUUCAAGAUCGCUUCGAUAUCAGCAUCACCGAGCUUCCAGAGAAGAUUGAUGUCUCAACUUACAUCGAAGGAAGAACCAAUUAA
This is a messenger RNA of Caenorhabditis bovis, 1275 nucleotides long. Lineage: Eukaryota; Metazoa; Nematoda; Chromadorea; Rhabditida; Rhabditidae. The record is from the annotation of a GenBank genome assembly.